UUCAGGUUUCAGGCUGGAAACAGAGUUGCUGAGAAUGAGAUUUAGAGAAUUGUUAGGGUUUUCCGAGCGAGCAGAGUUCUUUAACAGCUACAAAGAUGACCUCAACUUUGAUGUUGUCAGCAGGGAAGACAGUGAGCUGAAGGAUGAAGAACUGAAUUUCUAUCGAGAUAGUCCUGACAGCUUCUACAUUGUACCAUUUGCUGACGCCCUGGACUUGGUUCAGAGCAGACAAGUGGUCAUCAAGAGUGGCGCUGUGUACAUACCCGUCAACAAUGAGGAAAUGAUUGCUCGUUUGGUGUGCAACAAGUUCAGACAGAAGCUUUCUGAGGAACUAGUGAAGACCCGCAACCACCUACCAGUGGUGGAUGAUGAUGAGAGGAUUGCCCCUAUGCUCAAGACCAUCAAACAUCGCUACCUUGGUGAGGACUUCUCCAGUGUGGGAGAGAAUCUGCAGGGAAGCAUCUCACUGGCCCAGAUUGACUCCGUCUCGAAGCAGUCCUUUCCUCCCUGUAUGAGACCCUGCGCAAAGAACACCAUCUGAGGCACUUCGGUCGUCUACAGUACGGACUGUUCCUCAAGAGCAUUGGACUCACACUGGACCAAGCUAUGGCCUUCUGGAGAGCAGAGUUUGUCAAGAAAAUGGAACCAGAGAAGUUUGAGAAGCAGUAUGCAUACAAUGUGAGACACAGCUAUGGUAAAGAGGGCAAGAGGGCCAACUAUAUACACUCCCUACAGUUGCCUCAAAAUCAUUCUCUCUAACAAUCCAGGCCAAGGAGACCAUCACGGGUGUCCUUUUCGUCACUGGGAUGAUAGUCACAUUCGACAGAUGCUCACCACUCAUGGAGUUUCACAUAAAAGAGUCACUAACAUCACCGCCUAUCUGAAGGAUGACCACUACCAACUAGCCUGUCAGAAAUA
Molecule: messenger RNA, 918 nt
Organism: Halichondria panicea
Lineage: Eukaryota; Metazoa; Porifera; Demospongiae; Suberitida; Halichondriidae
Product: DNA primase large subunit-like
Exons: 7
Coding region: 35-541 (168 amino acids)
Biological process (GO): DNA replication, synthesis of primer; DNA replication initiation
Cellular component (GO): alpha DNA polymerase:primase complex
Source: RefSeq, a predicted model, not a curated record